Molecule: messenger RNA, 1500 nt
Organism: Caenorhabditis briggsae
Lineage: Eukaryota; Metazoa; Nematoda; Chromadorea; Rhabditida; Rhabditidae
Exons: 10
Coding region: 1-1500 (499 amino acids)
Biological process (GO): cilium assembly; establishment of epithelial cell polarity
Cellular component (GO): centriole; ciliary transition fiber; ciliary basal body
Source: RefSeq, a predicted model, not a curated record
AUGUCUGACGAUGAAUGGGGAGAUUUGUUAGACCUUCUCUCAUCUACCAAAAAAGGAGUCAACUUUUCAAUUAGUACAUCUGAUAACGAACAUAACAUGAGAGCGGCCGGAAGAUCUACUAACGCUCUAAAUGAUCUCUUUGGAACCCCGUCCGGAGGAUCCAGUGCCCCUCCAAGACGAGCUGGAGGUCCUUCAUCUCUUGAUGAUCUCUUCGGAACACCUUCAAAACCUUCUGUCCCAUCUGCGUCCACGGCACCCCAGCCAGAGACUACUCAGGUGGCCCAGCCGACUUCUGCUGUUGCUGCUCAGCGUGAUAAUUUUGAGGCUGGGAGGAUUUUGAGACUCGAAACCGAACUAGAUCGAGUCAACAGAGAGCUAGAAGACACUAAACGAAAGAAAAGAGAAGAUGAAGAGGACCUGGAAAACUUUUGGAAAGCAAAACUAGAGGCCCAAAGCAAGGAUAGUAUCAAGACUGUGGAUGAUUUGAAAAAUUCACAUAAGGUGCAACUAGAGAAACUUCAACAGGAACAUCAUUCAGAGCUAGCGAGGAUCAAGACAAAUUUCGAUAGGCAACUGGAGAACGUUACGUCUUCGACGAGUCAGGUGGGAGAUUUGGUAGCUGUGGUGAGGAAGGUUGAUAAUAUUUCAAACAAUAUCGACCGGAUUGCUGCGGAUGUUGUAGCAACCACCAACAAAGUGAGCUACGAGCAAACCGCGCUUCUGCAACUUCAGGAAGAACGGUUGAAAAUGAAAGAGGAAAAACUUGCCGAGGACACAUCAGCCUUCCGAGCGGAACAAUUAAAAGUUCACGAGUUGAAUUUGAGCUUGAAAGAUUUGGUAAAACAUCAACAGGAUGCGAUUGAGAAGGAAAAAUGGAGGACAAAAGAAGAAUGGAAUCGAUUGAAAGUGGAACGGCAGUUGUUCAAGGAAAAUCAGGAGAUAAUCAUAGGAAAUAUUGAAAGAGAGAAACAAAACUUGUCCGAGGAAAUGAGAAAUUUCCGAAAAAACCAAAACGAUCUUCUGUUUCGUGUCAGCACAGAAAGAGAGCUUCUAGAGCAGGAGAAGGCUGAAUUUUUUGCUAAACGCGACCAGGACAUUAAAAGAAUUAAAGCCGAAGCAUAUGAGUUGGAUUUGAAAUCUCAACAGGUGUCGACUGCUGAUCAUCAUGUGACCGAAAUGAAGCUGGUGACCGAGGCCAAGUUUAGACAGCUGCAACAACUAGAGACCCUUCUCUCUGCCGAAUGUUCUGAAAUCGAGCGAAUGAGAAAUGAACAAAAAAUGAACAAUUUGGCUCAAUCAGCAAUGCAUCUGAAUCUUGGAGAAUCUGAAAGACGUCAAAGAAGAAGUAGAGGAGAAGAAGACGUGUUUGGAUCCAACAACUCAAAUCAGAAUAGUCAGAGACGAUCGGAAAGCGUUCGUGCUAGUCUGAAGAAACAUUAUGAAAAUCUAGAAAAGUAUGCGGGACAGAAAGUGGCAACUGUAGCACCGCAGAAUAAUUAG